AUGGGUGUGGCGACUCCGGGCCCGGCGGCCUACGACACCAUCCAUGCGGCCCAGAGCACCAAGAAGCGCAUGCCGGCGCGGGAUCCGCGCGCUCCGACGGGCUCCGGCGCCCUGUUCAGCUCCAUUGGCUUUUGCGGAGGGCUUCUCAAUGCCUGGGCGCUACAAGGAGGCCAGCGAGACCUCCCCAGGGCUGGGACGCUCAGUGAGUUGGGCGGGAGGCCUUCAGACUAUGGCUACUACACCACGUGGCAUGGCCGCAUUUCCUUUGGGCAUCUUCUGUGGGCCCCCAAGGAGGAGUUCUUCAAGGAUCUCAGGUCGCUUCGAUUGCAGCACGGGCCCAAAGGCUUCGAGCAUGACGCCUCAGGGCCGACGCUCAUCUUCGCCCAUGGCCUGCAUGAAAGGAUGAGCGACUACGAUGAGUCCUCCUCUUCAGUGAGCUUCAAAGACGUGACCCGGUUUGUGCUGAGCACCGGUCGCCUGGGCUCCCUGCUGCUCUUCGACGCCCGCGGCCACGGGCAGAGCAGCGGGUGGCAGGGCCGCGGCGCCGAGCAGUUCCAUUGGAGGUGCCUAGGCCUGGACAUGCUGCAGGUUGCGCACUCCCUGGCCCCAGAGCAGUCCGUGGACAGCGGCCUCAUUUUGGGUGGCUGCUCCAUGGGCGCCGCUGCUGCGGUGUGGGCGGCCUUGUUGUGUCCACGCGCGGUGAAGGGCCUGGUGCUGUACCUGGUGCCCAGCAUGUGGGCCACGCGGCAAGCGCGGCGUGGGGUGCUAGAGGCCAAGGCCAACACCUUGACGGGCCCCCCCAAAGAGGUCUUGCUGGGGGCUGCGCGGGCAGACUUCCCUCCUCGGGAGGACUUGGAGAGGCUUGCGCCGGAUCUGCCGGUCCUCAUCGUGACUGCGAGGGAUGACCCCGUGCACCCAGCAAGCUCUGCGGAUACCUUGGCCCAGAUCUUUCGGCACGCGCGAGUCAUCUCCGACUGCAAGGCGGGCCGCGGUGGCGGUGGUCGGUCUGAAUGUGAGGGAAGCCCUACAUUUCUCUUUUUAACGGCUCCUACUGGUCAGCAUCGGGUGCUUCCCCCCCCUUUCAAGGUCGAAGGUUUGGACACGCACCCCAAAACUGCUAUUUUUUGGGAAGACGCCCCCAAGGAGUUUGGAGCUCCUUCGGUCCUCACAGAGCAUGAACAGCUUAAUUGUAGUUGGUACCUUUUCAUUUUGAGGUUCCGGAACAAUUUUGGAAGCACUGUAUUGUAUUUGGUGCUCUUUGAUUAG
Effrenium voratum is the source of this 1266-nucleotide messenger RNA. NCBI's taxonomy places the organism in Eukaryota, Dinophyceae, Suessiales, Symbiodiniaceae. The record is from the annotation of a GenBank genome assembly.